AUGGGGAACAAGAACAGCCCUGAGCUCACACUCUCCUUCCUGCUCAUGGCUGCUCUUUGCUUGGAGGCAUCCAUCACAGAAACGAUCAUUUAUUAUCCAGCUGAGAAGAUGAACUGGACAGAAGCGAGACUGUUCUGCCAGAAGAAACACACUGACUUGGUUACUUGGGACUUGGAAAGAUUUUGGCAGGAUGAGUGGUUGGAAGAAGUCUGGAUCGGUCUACUCAGAGAUCCUGAGAAAGACUCAGUCUGGAAGUGGAUAAAUCUAAAAAGUGGAGAAGGGGUCUCAGGAGACGACGUCUCACAGAGCAGCAACUGGGCCGAUGGACAGCAGAGCAGUUACUGUGCAGUUGUGACAGAUGAUCUAAUGUGGAACAGUACCAACUGUUCAAGUACCUAUUAUUUCCACUGCUCAGUAGGGAACACAAUGCAAUAUCACAAAAGUAACCUUAACUGGUACCACGCAUCUCAGUACUGUCAGAAUAAGACUAGUGAGCUAGCCACCAUCACCGAAACAAACACAAAUAGUUUAAAGAAAAGUGGCUGGAUUGGACUGUACCGAAAGGCUGGUAAGACCUGGAGCUGGAUCGGAGACUCUGCAUCUGAAUACAGAAACUGGGCACCAGGACAGCCACUCACCGCAGACUGUGCCUCAUUUGAUCCAGUCACUAAAAAGUGGCACAGCAAUGCGUGCUCCAAAGAGCUUCAGCUUGCCUGCUAUGACGACAACCUGGUGAUGGUGAAUGAGAACAAGACUUGGGAGGACGCCCUGAGACACUGCAGGGACAUGGAAACCCCAUGUGUUGACUCCUUGAGGCCCUGUAUAUACCACCACCAGCUCCUGAGCCUGCAAGACUUGUCUGACUAUGGCUAUGUCAGAGACCGGCUCUACAGAGCCACGACCGAUGAGGUUUGGACCGGCCUGCGCUUCGUGGGAGGGGAGUGGUGGUGGGUGAAUGGACAGAAGCCAGAAGACCAGGGGAUGCUGCCAGACUGUCCGUCCAAGUGGAAACACUGUGGGACCAUGUCCAAAUACAACACAGACAACUGGAUCAUCAGGGACUGCUCAGAAAGAAGAAACUUCAUCUGCCACAGACGGAAAAUACUCAUAGCAGUAAUGAAUGACACAGGGUACAAGAGUAAAGCUAUGAGUAGCCUAUUAAAGAAGUUAGAGCAACCAACAUUAGGCAGCCGCUAG
This is a messenger RNA of Siniperca chuatsi (mandarin fish), 1197 nucleotides long. Its product is annotated as macrophage mannose receptor 1-like. The coding region runs from base 1 to 1197 and encodes 398 amino acids. NCBI's taxonomy places the organism in Eukaryota, Metazoa, Chordata, Actinopteri, Centrarchiformes, Sinipercidae. The record is from RefSeq and is a predicted model, not a curated record. The transcript has 5 exons.